Notechis scutatus (mainland tiger snake) is the source of this 1476-nucleotide messenger RNA. Its product is annotated as glioma pathogenesis-related protein 1-like. Lineage: Eukaryota; Metazoa; Chordata; Lepidosauria; Squamata; Elapidae. The record is from RefSeq and is a predicted model, not a curated record. Gene Ontology annotation, cellular component: extracellular region.
ACCAUUGAAGUUCCAGCAAUUUAAUUUUAAGUUUGGAUUUCAACACUUAAGCAAACCAUAAAAAACAAUGAAUUUUUAAAAAUUAGACAACUUCCCAAUAUAAAUCACAGGACAUUGUUAAUGUUCUCUCAUUACUUAAGAUUUACAUACAAGAUAGAAUUAUAAAACAGUGUAAGAACAGGAACAAUUCAGUGGGUGAAAGUGACUCAUCCAUCACUAGGCUCUGCCUUCAACUUGUAGGUAUUUGUUCAUUUCCGGGUGCCUUUAAUUGUUAACAACGGAACCAAAGAAAGAUUAAAUAAAAGCCAAGCAGAAGUUGUUAAACAGAAUAGCCUAAAGGACUUCUUAUAACUUGGUUUUUGUUUUAAAAUAUUUUGGCUCAUUGUGUAGCAGUCCAGAAUGACAGAAAAAAGCCUGAUCUUUGGUAUUUUAUUGUUCCUGAAACUGCAAGUGUGCUGCUGUUUUUAUAACCAACAUACCUUACCGGAUAUUGAAAAUGCACACUUUAUUGAAGAAUGUGUCAGAGUGCAUAAUAGAUUCCGAUCCAGUGUGGACCCACCAGCUAGCAACAUGAAACGGAUGAGCUGGGACCAUGAUCUUGCAAAGACUGCUCUUGGCUGGGCAAAAAUGUGCCAAUUCGAUCAUAAUCCUGAUCUCCAGUCACCAGGGAAGGCCCACCCAAACUUCACAAUAGUCGGAGAAAAUAUUUGGACUGGAAGCAUUUGGUAUUUUAAUGUAACUUCAGCCCUCACUAAUUGGUACAAUGAAGUCCAAUAUUACAAUUAUGCUACUCAACAUUGUAAACAUGUAUGUGGGCAUUAUACUCAGAUGGUUUGGGCAGAAACCUACAAAGUAGGCUGUGCUGUUCACUAUUGUCCUGUAGUACAAGGCUUUGGUGGAUCUGAUGCUGCACACUUCAUUUGUGAUUAUGGACCUGGUGGAAAUUAUCCAACAUGGCCAUAUAAAUCGGGAGUAACUUGCAGUGAAUGUUACGGAGAGCCUUGCGUAGACAGACUUUGUGGUGAAGUAUGGGUGAAGCCAUAUUGUGAUACCUACUGCAUCAUUGUUCUAGUCCUGAGAACAUCUUCAUUUUUAAUAACUUUUUCAACUGUCUUUUUCCUGAAGCAACAUUAUCCCAGAAUGUAUAUGUAUAAAUAAACUGGAAUAAAAAAAUAACACUUUUGUUAUUAAACAAUAAAUUGAUAAGAAUAGUAAGACAUCCAUUAUUUUUAGAUACAUUUUCAAAACGUUUUUUAGGAAUAAAAAAGUACAAGUAGCAGAAAAAGUUCAACAGGUAAACAUGCAAUGAACAUACAUUUAUUGACAACAACAUUCACAAAGUACCAUUCUACUCUGCUUAUCACACUCUUGGCUCUUUGUUGAUCUGAAUAAAAAAAGUAACUCAAUAUUCAAACGCAAUCAGCAUUUGGAAAGCCAAAUUUUCCAGUAAUAUAAACAAAGCAUAAAGAAGACCCA